Ruditapes philippinarum (Manila clam) is the source of this 6184-nucleotide messenger RNA. Its product is annotated as probable global transcription activator SNF2L2. Gene Ontology annotation, biological process: positive regulation of transcription by RNA polymerase II. Bases 214 to 5322 code for a protein of 1702 amino acids. The record is from RefSeq and is a predicted model, not a curated record. The transcript has 30 exons. Gene Ontology annotation, molecular function: DNA binding; transcription factor binding; ATP binding. NCBI's taxonomy places the organism in Eukaryota, Metazoa, Mollusca, Bivalvia, Venerida, Veneridae. Gene Ontology annotation, cellular component: nucleus.
GGUGUAGAUGCGCGAACGAUCUCGUGUAAUCCACCGGCUCAAGCUAUUUUUGUGUAUCGGUAAAUUACAACCGGUAAGUUUACACACGCGGAAGAUUAAAAGAAAGCACCGCUUAAUGUAUAUAAUUGAUACAAGUGUCAAGAUUUACAUGUGAGGUCACCUGGAUACUGACUGAAGUCAGGUAAAAUACACUAUAUUUGAGGUUGUCAUAGAAUGGCAUCAGGAGAUGGGAGUCCUAUGACAACCCCACCACCUGGACCAGCUUACACACCUGAUAAUAUACAGAGAAUGCAACAAAAUAUCAAAAUGGAUGAGAAGGGAAUGUCUCCAAAUCCUCAACAAUAUGGAAGUCACAUGCAAAGACCUGGUGGCAUGCAUCCACAGGGCAUGCAGGGUGGUCCCCAGGGUAUGCCUGGACCUCAAGGUAUGCCAGGUCCACAAGGUGGUCCAGGGGCACCUCAGGGCAUGUCAGGUGCUCCUCAAGGAAUGCAGGGUCAGCAAGGAAUGACUGGAUCUCAACAAAUGCCUAGUGGACCACAGGGUAUGCAGCCUCAAGGGAUGCAAGGUCAGCAGAACAUUCAAGGUUCAGGUCCACAAGGAAUGAAUAACAUGCAUCCCCAGGGCAUGCAGGGAGGAAAUAUGGGACCAGUUCCGAAUAUGAGUAAUCCAGCCAUGGGUGGACCUAACAUGACUGCACCAGGUGGUCCUGGCAUGGGAAGACCUGGUAUGCAAGGCCCGGGACCAAAUAUGGCAGGUUAUAUGAACAAUCCAGCAAUGAUGAGUGGGAACCAAAGUUCAAACAUGCCAUCAGGACCUGGUUCUAAUAUGCAGCAAGGUCAGCACAUGGGACAACCCAUGGGACAAAACAUGCAAAGCCCAGGAUCACACAUGGGUGGUAAUAUGGGUGCACCUGGACAACAGGCGCCAAACAUGGGCAAUCAGAUAACAAGACCUCCAAGUAGUGGAUCUGAUGGACAACACAUGAACAUGCCUCAAAACCAAGCAGGUACUCCGAACCCAAAUCCUGAGGGCACAAACUACAACCAAGGUAUGAGUAUGCAAGGCAGAAAUGUUGGACCUGGUUCCAGUCAAAUGGGAGGUCAAAUGUCAGGGAACCAGAUGGGUACACCUAUGAUGGGAGGGCCACAAGGUCCUGGGAACCAGAUGCCAGGCCAGUCACCCAUGAGGAAUCCAAACUUCAUGCCUCAGCAGCUUCACCAGCUCAGGGCUCAAAUCAUGGCAUAUAAGUUAUUAUCAAGAAGUCAGCCACUUCCUGACCAGUUACGACUAAGUUUAGAGGGGAAGAGGACAUUUCAGCCUCCUAGACCACAAGUUGAUCAACAGCAACAGAGCAUGAGGAUGCAGCCGCAGCCUCCACCUCACCCGCCUCAGUCACAGCAACAACCACAAGCUCCACCCAUGCCACAAUCUCAUAGCCAAUCACAGUCUCCUGGAGCCACAUCUGCUCCUCCUCCUCAGACAGCCACUCCUGGUGGACCACCUAGUACAACACCACCCCAGCAGAAGCUAGGGCCAGGUGGGACACCACCAAACGCCUCCAUGCAGGCUUUAAUGAGCAUGCAACAGAAACAGAACAGAAUUGCUCCUGUAACUAAACCUGUUGGCCUUGAUCCCAUUGAGUUACUAAAUGAAAGAGAAAACAGGAUAGCUGGUCGAAUAUCAAUUAGGAUAAAAGAACUUCAGAACAUUCCUAUGACUCUAACAGAUGACAUAAAGACUAAAGCAACUAUAGAACUGAGAGCACUUAGAUUACUUAACUUCCAAAGACAGUUACGACAAGAAGUUGUUGCCUGCAUGAGAAGGGACACAACUCUAGAGACAGCUCUCAACUUUAAAGCAUAUAAACGAGGUAAACGUCAAACACUAAGAGAGGCAAGAUCUACCGAGAUUCUUGAGAAGAAACAAAAGAUGGAACAAGAAAGAAAAAGACGACAAAAACAUCAAGAAUACCUUAAUGCUGUGUUACAACAUGCGAAGGAGUUUAAAGAAUUCCACAGAUCAGUCACGUCUAAAGUGGGCAAGUUGAACAAAGCUGUAUUAAUGCAUCAUAUGAAUACAGAAAGGGAACAGAAGAAGGAACAAGAAAGAUUAGAGAAAGAACGUUUAAGAAGGCUCAUGGCUGAAGAUGAGGAAGGGUAUAGAAAGUUGAUUGACCAGAAGAAAGAUAAACGUUUAAUGUACUUGCUACAACAAACUGACGAGUAUAUUGACAGUCUCACAAAACUUGUAGAGCAACAUAAAGUGGAACAGAAGAAAAAAUUACGUAAAAGGAAGCGAAAGAAGAGGAAUGAUGAGGAAGAAGUAGUGAGUGGUGAGGAGACACAUGUAUCUGUUAUAGAGAAGGAGACGGGUAAAAUCCUGUCAGGUGAAGAUGCUCCUCUCUCCAGUAACUUGAAGGAAUGGCUAGCAAUGAAUCCUGGAUAUGAGAUAGCACCUAAGGAGGAGGAUGAUGAAUCUGGGGAGGGUGAAGAAGAAGAGGAGGAGGAAGAAGAAGAAAUGACAUUGUUCUAUGGUGAGGAGGAGAAAAAAGAACCAACAGAGAAGAAAGAGGGACCAGAAACUGCUGGUGUUCAUGAUGAUGAAUACAUGAGCAAGAAGAAUUACUAUGGACAAGCUCAUGAAAUCAGAGAAAUUAUCAAUGAGCAAGCUGCUAUUAUGAUCAACGGCAAAAUGAAAGAAUAUCAGAUAAAAGGUUUGGAAUGGAUGGUAUCUCUAUAUAACAACAAUUUGAAUGGUAUCCUAGCUGAUGAGAUGGGACUGGGAAAAACCAUCCAGACUAUUGGUUUAAUUACAUACCUGAUGGAUGUUAAAAGAGUGAACGGACCUUUCCUCAUCAUUGUACCUCUCUCGACAUUAUCUAACUGGAUGUUGGAGUUUGAAAAAUGGGCACCAUCUGUAUUGAAAGUUCAGUAUAAAGGUUCACCUCAAGCAAGGAAACAGUUAGGUGUUCAGUUAAAAGGAGGAAAGUUUAAUGUGUUACUUACAACCUAUGAGUAUGUGAUAAAAGACAAGGCUGUACUCUCUAAGAUCCGCUGGAAGUAUAUGAUCAUAGAUGAGGGACAUCGUAUGAAGAAUCAUCAUUGUAAACUUACACAGAUCCUCAAUACUUACUAUGAGGCUCCAUUCCGUCUACUUCUGACAGGAACACCUCUACAGAACAAGUUACCAGAGUUAUGGGCCUUGUUGAAUUUCUUGUUGCCAAGUAUUUUCAAGUCAUGUAGCUCUUUUGACAGUUGGUUCAAUGCUCCAUUUGCCAUGACUGGAGAAAAGGUUGAAUUAAAUGCUGAAGAGUCCCUCUUGAUUAUUCGUCGUCUUCACAAAGUGUUGAGACCUUUCUUGUUGCGUAGAUUGAAGAAAGAGGUAGAAUCUCAGCUUCCAGAAAAGGUGGAGUAUGUACUGAAGUGUGACAUGUCAGCAUUACAACGUCUUAUAUACAGACACAUGCAGAACAAAGGUGUUCUUCUCACAGAUGGCUCAGAAAAAGAAAAGAAGGGUCGUGGUGGAGCUAAGAUUUUAAUGAAUACUAUCAUGCAGCUGAGAAAGAUAUGUAAUCAUCCAUUUAUGUUUCAUCAUAUAGAAGAAGCCUGUGCUGAAAUGCAGGGCUCAACAGGAGUAGUCACCGGACCAGAUUUGUACAGAGUAUCAGGCAAGUUUGAAUUGCUAGACAGAAUCCUGCCUAAAUUAAAAUGUCAGAAACACAAAGUCUUGCUGUUCUCUCAGAUGACCUCCCUCCUUAGUAUACUUGAAGACUACCUCCUGAUGCGAGGUUUCCGUUACCUUCGUCUAGAUGGUACAACAAAGGCAGAAGAUAGAGGAGAACUCCUAGCAUUGUUCAAUAAAGAGGACUCGCCAUAUUUUAUAUUUAUUCUCAGUACAAGAGCUGGAGGUUUAGGUCUGAAUUUACAAACUGCAGAUACUGUAGUCAUAUUUGAUUCUGACUGGAAUCCUCAUCAGGAUUUACAAGCCCAGGAUAGAGCUCAUCGUAUUGGACAGUUAAACGAGGUGCGAGUAUUACGAUUCUGUACAGUGAAGAGUGUAGAGGAACGUAUCCUUGCUGCAGCAAGAUUUAAGUUGAACGUUGAUGAAAAGGUUAUACAAGCUGGUAUGUUUGAUCAGAAAUCUACUGGAUAUGAGAGACAAGCCUUCUUAAAAAAUCUCCUACAACAAGAUGCUGAAAGUGAUGAGAUAUGUAGCUCUGAAACCAAUGAUAUACUGUUACAGGAGGAGGAUGAGGUACCCGAUGAUGAGACCAUUAAUCAGAUGUUAGCCAGGUCAGAGGAGGAGUUUGAUAUAUACCAGCGUAUGGAUAUAGAGCGUAGAAGAGAAGAAGCUAAACAAGUGCCACGUAAACCAAGACUUAUGGAGGAGUCAGAGUUACCUGUCUGGAUAGUGAAAGAUGAGGCAGAGGUUGAAAGAAUGACGAUGGAAGAGGAUGAAGAAAAGAUGUUUGGACGUGGUUCUCGACAGAGGAAAGAGGUGGACUAUUCUGAUGCAUUGACUGAGAAACAGUGGCUCAGGGCUAUAGAAGAAGGUGAUUUAGAUGAAAUUGAGGAAGAGAUCAGAAAAGAGAAACAAGAUAAGAAAAAACCAACAAGAAAACGCAAAAAGGCCCCAUCAGAAACUCCGCCUCCAAAGAAUGGUGGGGACCCACCUGUGAAAAAGAGGCGUGGCAGGCCUCCAGUGGAAAAACUGAAGCCCAAUCCACCUAAAGUGGAGGCACAACUCAAGAAAUUGCUUGAUAUUGUACUUGGUUACAAGGAUAGUGAUGGUAGAAUGUUGAGUGCUGCAUUUGAAAAGCUUCCAUCAAAGAAAGAUCUCCCAGAGUAUUAUGAAAUCAUUACAAAUCCUCUAGAUUUUAAGAAAAUUAAGAAACGAAUCAAGGAUCACAAGUACAGAUGUCUAGAAGACCUUGAAGAUGAUAUCUAUACACUAUGUCAAAAUGCUCAACUCUAUAAUGUUGAGGGGUCUCAGAUCUACGAGGAUUCAAUAGUGUUACAGUCAGUGUUAACAAAUGCUAAGGAAAGGAUGAUGAAAGACAGUAGUGAUUCUAGUGAUGAUUCCAGUGAUGAUGACAGUGAUAGUGAUAGUGAUGACAGUAGUGAUGGUGAUGAUACAGACACUCAGUCUACAAAAUCAAAAAGUAAAGAAAAAGAGAAAGAUAAAUCAAAAGAAAAAGAUAAAACAAAGACCAAGACGCCAAUGAAAACUCCGGUCCCUUCAGGCAAACGGACAACACCCCCUCGUGGUAGGCCACGCCCAGUUAUCAGUGAUGAUGAAGAUGAUGACGAAGAUGAAGAUUAGAAAUAUUCUGUAUAACUUUAUACAUGACCACUGUCUGGUCAUCAUUACUGACAGGAAUAAAUGAUCAGUGCGAGACAACAAUUUAAAGUACCAGUCAAUUGGUACUAAAGUUAUUAGGGCUUAUAGUGUAAAUAGUGUUUGAAAGAGGUGAACCAGGGAGGCCAUGUGUAGUUAUAUGAUGUGCAAUUUGUUUAUUAGAUACAUUAAGACAUACUUCUGUAUGGAUAUAUAUAUUUAGUUAUGAAUAAUCCAUUAAUUGCUUCAUUUUAUUAGUUAUUUAUCACACCAUGCUGUUAAAUGGUAAAACAUCAUUAACAUUAUAUACAGUGUAUGUUGAUCAUAUAUGCUGUCAAUCACAUGCUUUAUGAAACCUUUCAGACAAGUACAGAUAUGAUACAUAAGUAAAAUUGUUACUAGGUUAAAAAUGACCAGACCAGAAUGUUGCGUUUUAUUUGAGCUGGCAUUCCUGUGGUAUGAUAAUUGAGUUAUUUACAAAAUAAAUCGUAUCAUGCAGUCAUGUUAAAGGUUUUGAGCUUCAAUAUUAAAUGACUGCUUUCAUCUCGUAGCUGUAUAGAAAUAUUUCAUUUACAAAAGUGCAUUCAGAGAACAUUUUUACACUCCUUAAAGACUUGUCAGUAAAAUUUAUUGCUAUUGUUUGCUUAUAUAUUACAUCAUCAUUGUGUUGUUUUGUCAGGAGUAUGUUACUGGGAAACAAUAAUUCAGAUAUUUGAUCUAUUGUGCUGUAAAUUAUGUUUGUGUUAAAAUCGGUUUCUGAUGUUACACAGUAAAAUUGUAACUAUCAAGUGUUAUGUCGAUGUGAAUGUAUUUCUUGUAAUAAAUGGAAAGAAAUUUUAUGAUAAAA